GGAUAUGGAUAUGGCAUUUGAUUACACGGUCACACACAAGUGGGGGAUAGAUACAAACAUGACACGAACAAUCAAAGACUUGAAUGUGACCGGAAUUCAGACUUUCUGAUCUUGAUUGGCGAGAGAGUUUUUGUUUUCUUCAGUUUGCCUGCUCAAAUGCUUCUUCAUCCUCCACAUCUUACACAGCGGGUUCCCAGAACGUCCAAGAGGUUACGCAUGUUGGACUGACGAGAGGUAGUGCCGCAAGUCCUACAAGCUCGCAAAACUUACUACAUACGUGUGCUUGUGGAAAGCGGGCCAGAGCACCCUCCCCCAUGUUCAAAUGGGUCCAGUUCACGCGUUCGAGGUCAUGCACCACAGCCUCAGUAAUCACGGUCCCUACCCCCCGCAAACCCGUGAUGAAGCUCCGGCCGCUGCUGGCAUGAUAACUCCAAUGCGAGAAAGUGUUGAGCAAUGUUCGAAUGGUUGGUGCAAGGCGGUGGUGCUGGAAAGGUGGAGAUAUAUCGGGGAAAAGCGUUGGUCCAGGCUGUACACAUCCCUCGGCCCUUCAAUAAGUUCUUUGGCUGUGAAGGCUUUGUAAAUACCGUAUGGAG
Melampsora larici-populina 98AG31 is the source of this 593-nucleotide messenger RNA. RefSeq lists its product as uncharacterized. The transcript is spliced from 2 exons. The record is from RefSeq and is a predicted model, not a curated record. The coding region runs from base 323 to 580 and encodes 85 amino acids. Lineage: Eukaryota; Fungi; Basidiomycota; Pucciniomycetes; Pucciniales; Melampsoraceae.